Molecule: messenger RNA, 1909 nt
Organism: Actinia tenebrosa (Australian red waratah sea anemone)
Lineage: Eukaryota; Metazoa; Cnidaria; Anthozoa; Actiniaria; Actiniidae
Source: RefSeq, a predicted model, not a curated record
UUGAGCUGGUCGACGACAACGUUUUUUGAAUUGACUGUAUUCAUGUGUCUUCUCACCCGCAACAGUUAAACAAAGAAAUGAUACUCAAGGGAAUGACAUGUGGUCUAAUGUGGGAAAACAGAUAUGCGUAACCGUUAAACAAAAAAAUGAUACUCUAGGGAAUAACACAUGGUCUGAAAUAAGAAAGCAGUGGAUUAGGUCUAUCCAAGCAGUGAAUUAGGUCUAUCCAAGCAGUGGAUUAGGUCUAUCCAAUAACGAUUGCCUAUAGACACCAUGACUGGUAUGGAAUGGAGACUUACCAGACGAUAUAACGUGUUUGACGUCCUUUUCUAAGUCCUAAGCAUAAACACUUAAAAUGCAGAGAAGCUUGAGCCAAACAGAAGUCAACCCAUACCUUUCCAGAUGAUCUGAUGCCGUAUAAUACACAGGAGAAUACAAUAACCCAGGCUACAAACAGUGCAAGGGCCAGAGGUGGUCGAAUCUCUCCCGGUACUUCAAUACCAGAUGUAACUUGAAGUAUGAAGUUCCUGAAUAAACAGCAACGCAUGCCGUAUUUGAGUUGUAAGCUUAUGACACCUGUAUCAAGGGUACACCUUCCGAAUGAACCUUUCCUAGCUUCCGCUUAAUGGGGAGUGUCCGCUCAAUAGAGGUUACCUGGAAGGUUUGUUUGUCAUGGAAUCACCAAUCCAUUACCAGAAAACCGUCCAUUACCUAUGGUAUAUAGCAACUUUUGAAUACGUCUUCCAGUACAAGAAGUCUCAUCCUUUGAUGUUUGCCCUGUUUUUACCUCUCAUCAUACCUGGUUGUUUACUCAAGGCCAUGUUGGCUGGUCUGGUCAUUCUCAAAGCCGUUUCUGUCCUGUCUGGUUGUGGAGUGAAUCUGCUUAUGUUUGCUCUACCGUUGAUGCUACAUUUAUCAGGACAUUUAGUACUGGGGGUUGCCUUGGUUGGUAUUUGUUACCUUAUAUACCUUGUCUACAAAGCAAUCCUGCAAGUCUGUCGUAGUUUUGAGUUGGAGCCAUGGACCGCACGAACACUACUCACCUAUAUUAUCUGGCUGAUAUACGAGGAGUGUUACAUAGCACUACACAUCUGUGGUCUAGCAACUUAUGCCAUGGUCUACAUUAUACUGUCCUAUCUACCAUGCAUGCUGGUACUAAUGGCGUGGCUUGGCCUGAACGUGGUGAAGCUAGUUUUUGUCAUGACAUUGCUUGCAUAUAACCGAUGGUGCAGCUUGGCAUCUGAUAAUGGCAAGCAGUUCUGCUGUUGUAAAUCUACAGAUAUAUUUCCUAUAAGCCCAGGGAAAGAAAGAGAGAUUCUGAAGAACCAAAAGGGGAAGACGAGUGAAGUGACGGAUAAACCAAAGAAACAAAAACUGAGCGAUGAAACAACUGUUGAGCCACGCCCUGAGACAAGCAAGCAGACGAUCAGAGAAAAGGAGAUUGACAACAUUAGAAGAAGCAUAUUGACAACAAACCUGACCAAGGAAAAUGUCAAGGACAUGUGGCUUAAGAAACAACAGUCGAGGAGAGGAAGUCGAAGGUGGUCCAGGAUGAGCAACAACGCUCUCUCUGUCAGUGUGUCUUCCAUGUCUAAAGAUUGGUAAAUCACAAGUGUCUGGCUGUCUGAACUCAACUAUUGGUAUUCCAGGAUGAGCAGCAACGCUCUCUCCGUCAGUGUGUCUUCCAUGUCUAAAGAUUGGUAAAUCACAAGUGUCCCGAUGUCUAAACUCGACUAUUUGGUUCGGAAUAAGAGAUGAUACUGAGUCCAUAGACUUGUGGAAGCAAUCUUAGCCUCAGUACCCCACACUGGUGGAAUCUACCCAGAAUGCUUUGAAACCAAGGAACUUUGACGUCUAUCAGAAAUCACUAGACUCACUCCUGGCUGUUUAAAGGCCGCCGCAUUUCUUA